AUGGCUUCUGCUCUGUAUGUCCUAUUCUCACAACAGCAGUUACAAAGGUUCAAACGUUCUCUGUCACUCAAGACCAUCCUGCGCAGCAAGAGCGUGGAGAACUUUUUUCUGCGCUCUGGUAAUGAGUUCAAGCUGCCCUCCGAUGUCCUGCUCAGCCCUCCUGAUUCCGUGCCACCCCCUUCUCCACCCCCAGCUCCCUCUGAAGUAGAAUUCUCCCCCAGAGUCCUUCACAAGUCCCUGGGGACCCUCAAACCCAUGAAGACUCACAGCUUCCAGGAACACAUCUUCAAGAAACACAAUCCUUGUGAAAUUUGCCAUCAGCUGAUUGUAGGAAACUCCAAGCAAGGCCUACGAUGCAAGACAUGCAAAGCGAGUGUGCAUCUGUGGUGUUCAGAAGAAGUUUCCCAUCAGCAGUGCCUGGGCAAGACACAGGCAACCUCUUUCCGCCGUAAUCUUAGUUCUCCUCUGCUGCUACAUGAACCACAGCCACAACCAGUGCCAGCCAAGGAAUCUCCUCCUGCAGCAGGCCCCAGUGGAAAGGUAGAUCCCGUUUAUGAGACUUUGCGCUACGGCACUUCACUGGCCUACAUGAAUCGCUCCAGCUUCAGCAGCACCUCAGAAUCCCCCACCAAGAGUCUGAAUGAGAAGGAAGAACUAGUUCAGAACACAGAAGGCUCAACAGCCAGUGGACCAACAGCAGAGGAAAAUAUGACUGAUAAUGUUUUCUCAAUGGCCACAGAAGGCGAGAACCCUGUAUUGGAGGAAAAGAACUCAGGGCAACAGCCAUCUCAAGGCUCUACACGGAAAGAGGUCUCACCCAUGUAUUCUUACGUUGCUCUAUACAAGUUUCUGCCUCAGGAGAACAAUGAUCUGCCACUGAAGCCAGGAGACCGAAUCAUGCUGAUAGAUGAUUCUAAUGAAGAUUGGUGGAAGGGGAAGAUGGGAGACCGCAUUGGCUUUUUCCCAGCCAAUUUUGUCCAGCGAGUUCGCCCAGGUGAAACUGUCUGGAGAUGCUUCAGGACUUUCUGUGGCAACAAAGAACAGGGACAGCUGAGCCUUAAAGAAAACCAG
This is a messenger RNA of Thamnophis sirtalis, 1071 nucleotides long. NCBI's taxonomy places the organism in Eukaryota, Metazoa, Chordata, Lepidosauria, Squamata, Natricidae. The record is from RefSeq and is a predicted model, not a curated record.